Trichoderma citrinoviride is the source of this 1353-nucleotide messenger RNA. RefSeq lists its product as hypothetical. Lineage: Eukaryota; Fungi; Ascomycota; Sordariomycetes; Hypocreales; Hypocreaceae. The record is from RefSeq and is a predicted model, not a curated record. The transcript has a single exon. Bases 1 to 1353 code for a protein of 450 amino acids.
AUGCCCCAGCUACUGUCGCUCCCACGGGAGCUCAUAGAGCACAUCUGCCGUCAACUCGUCGGCCGCGCUAGAGAUGUCAUUCCGAAGCCCUGGGAUCCAAAGUCUCUGUCUCACCUCUGCCAAACCUCGAAAUCCAUGCAUCGUAUCGGCACUCCCAUUCUGUACGCUGGCUUUAGCAGUAGUGAGAGCGGCAUACAGCGAAGCGCCAACUUCCUGAGGACAAUCAGCCUGCGUCCUGAGCUCGGCGAACUGGUGCGGGAGCUGCACAUCUUGGUUUAUCGUUCGCAAAACCUUGAUCAAAGCCAAAGGGAUGUAUUCCGGAAAGCGGCAGCAAGGCUGGGUGUAGGCAUUCCUGGCUGGCUGGAGCAUCACCCGUCCGAGACCGUCGCCUUUCUCCUCGUCGCCCAGACACCCAUGUUGAAAACACUCGAUAUCUACGUUUUCCACAACGUCUAUAUCGAAGACGACCUUAGCCCCUUCAACAUAUUCGAAGAUGCAUCUGUGCCUGCUCCGUGGCGCGUUUGGCUGCCGCAUCUGCAUCACCUUGGCUUGGGCCACAGCAGCGAAGAACAUUGUCUGCAAUACUUUGGCGGCAUCCUUCAGUUUGCGUCCGGUGUGGCCGACCUCACCCUGCGGUCGAGCUUUACCAUCCCCUCCACCAGAGCGCUUCGCAACGGCCUCAUGCAUUUCGCAAAUGUCACCCAUUUAGUUGUCAAAGGCUCCGACUGGACCCGGUCUCAGCUGGAAGCCGUCGUUUCUCGCUGCCUUGCGCUAGAGGAGUUCCGCUACCAGAGCCUGGCAGCCGAAAACGGCCAUGAACCAGAUACCGUCAACGCCAGAGAGCUCAUCGACAUGUUGAGGCAGUAUGGCCACAACAACACGCUCCGAACUUUGUACAUGGAUCUGGAGGAUCGAGACCGUUACGUGGACGAUGAAUACGUUCCCAGGAGGUGUUCUGAUGGCGAGCAAAUCCUGUCGCUCAAAGACUUCUCACAGCUUCAGACUUUCUGUGUUGAUGGCAGCUCGAUGCUUUUUCCCGCGGCGGAUUCGCCUGAUUACCGUACCAACAUCUUGACCAAUCUGCUGCCCAGCUGCAUCCGCUGUUUUCGUCUGAUGAGCGCACCAGAUGAGUCUGUCGCCAACAUGUUGUCUUUGGCGGAAUCGAUUGCGGACUUUCCAUUCCUCGACGAGGUGGCUUUCGCACUGAAUGACGGAUACGGGGAGUGGGAUGAUUCUGAUGAUUGUGAUGAACCAGAGACGGACAAACUGCUGGAAAAGCUGAAGGAUUGCUUGACAGCUAAGGGAGUCCGGCUUGAUAAGGGAUAUAGUAGAUGGUCUUGGUUUCAGCAAUAA